Molecule: messenger RNA, 2381 nt
Organism: Salvelinus namaycush (lake trout)
Lineage: Eukaryota; Metazoa; Chordata; Actinopteri; Salmoniformes; Salmonidae
Product: zinc finger protein 616-like
Exons: 4
Coding region: 184-1620 (478 amino acids)
Biological process (GO): regulation of transcription by RNA polymerase II
Molecular function (GO): DNA-binding transcription factor activity; RNA polymerase II cis-regulatory region sequence-specific DNA binding
Source: RefSeq, a predicted model, not a curated record
AAAAAAAGGCGACAGACGCUGGUGGUCCUCUGUUUACUUUUUAGUGAACUACACUAAAUUUGAUUUCGAGGUGUCUGCAUCUAGCUGUACUUUUUCAUCUAGCUGUACUUUUCAACAGCCUAUUGCUUCUACACUACACGUCCAUUAACAAUUACUUAUUCGAAGGCCAUUUUCGGUCAAAUAAUGGCAAAUGACGUUGCUUUUCACACUCAGCUAGCCUCCAUCAUGGAGGUUUUGGCUAACGCGGCCGUGGCUGAAAUCUGCGAGCUUGUUGACAAUGGCUAUGCGGUCCUGCAUUUGGAGAUAUCUCAAGGACAGAAGGAGAAUGAAGCGUUGAGGAGAAAACUACGGAUGAUGGAGCUGAAAGUGUCUCGUGCGAGUGCUCCGAGAGCGGGAAUGGGAAGCUCAAUUCUCGCGCACAGUCGUUCUCGAACUCACUUUGGCAUGGAAUCGAAAAGGACAUCAAGCGGCGAGGUACAUUGUCGGAGAGCAGUUGAUUCCCAGUUGGUCACCAGCCUUUUUAGGGACGGAAAGUCCUCAGGUGAUACUGGACAGACUACCACACAGAGAAAGCCUGCAGCGUUAGAUGAGAGAAAGCCCAAAUCACCUACCAUCAAAGAGGAGAGGCGGGAAGAAGCCUGGGACAAUCAUGACCAACGAGAGAGACUGAGGACCGGAGCUUUAAAUCCCAGUGUUGGAGGAGAAAGGCAUUCCAACAUCGACACGGAGGAUGCUCAAUCAAUCAGCAAACAGGAGAAUGCCAGCUCUUGUAUAUGGGUGAGUGGUGAAACAGACAACAGCCUCUUGCCAGAAUCAAAUGAAAAUCUGAGUGUGAACAAAAAAUCUCAAACCCCAGCAUUGGAAGAUGGUGAUGGAAUACUUGACCAUCCAGGCUUUGAUUGUAUGAUGUUUGAGCCCCCCAGACAACUUGGGACUCUUAGCACCCAGGGUCCUGGGGCUGAUCUUCCCGAGUGCUCUUACUCUCAUGUGGAUGUUGUACCUCUUAAUUCUGAUUCAGAGAAUAGUUUUCCCUUUUCGAUGAACAAGGUGAGUCACUCCAUAACUGAGCACAAACAACCUGUAGCUUACAGAGAUAAUAGACAGAGGGUGCCGUUGCCCUCAGAUGAGCCUCACAUGACUGUGCGAAAAGGCAUGGAGACUGGAUCCAAUGCCUUGGUAAUGACGGAUGGUUGGGUCUCCCAUGACAGUCAUAAUAACGACGCUGUGAAUUACAACCAAGACGGCACAGCAGGUAACCGGUUCAUUUGUAGUUUCUGUGGUAAGACUUUGGCUUGUCUGAAGAACCUCAAGACACACCUUAGGGUUCACACCGGGGAGAAGCCGUUCAGCUGCAUGCAGUGCGGGAAGCGCUUCUCCGACUCCAGCAACCUCAAGCGACACCAGAGCGUUCACACAGGGGAGAGACGCUACGGCUGCAGCCACUGCGGCAAGCGCUUCGCCCAGUCAGGCUCACUCAAAGUCCACCUUAGCAUACAUAAAGGAUGCAAGCAGUUCCGAUGCCCACAGUGUGAAAAGACUUUCAUAUCGGCCAAUCAUCUCAAGAGACACAUCAGUGUCCACGAUGGAGAAGAAAGUAUUUUACCAACCACUUUUCAGUGAGUGAAAGCAUACCCAAACGUGCUUUAGCCCAGCUUGAACAAAAAAAGGGAUCGGGUGCUCGACUGAAGGAGUUGAUCAUCCAAAAAGUAUUCCAUACACUUUUGAAUGAGUGUUUUUGUGACUCUUAUCAUUGAAGUUGUUUAUCACUCAUCCUCAGCCCACUGUGUGAAAAUCGGUUUGUGGACUCAAGUAAUCUCAUUAGUCACACCGGAUACUACAUACAGUGUGGGGAGAGGUUUGCCUCGAAGCACAUUCUUAGAAUUCACCUAGAGAGAAACUAUUCUGAGUGCUCUAGUGCUGGAGAUUGUACUGUCACUGAGUAUACCACGAACACAGUUAUUCAUGAAUAAUUCUACUUUUUAACAUUUUGACUGAACACAUUUUGUCUGUAUUGGGCUAUUUGUUAUUUACAGUUUAGGAGUAGUCUUAUAACAAAAGGAAUGGAAUUAAAACAAAUGAUUUUGUAUGUGUAUCUAAUAAUGUGCACCAUUAUUAUUUCAAAAGUGCUGCAAGAAAUAUAUGAACAAUACAAACAGUGAUUGUUACUACUAUUAUUAUUAGUAGUAGUAGUAAUAUAAAAAAUACUACCUCUCUUUAGGAAAAACACUCCUCCAAGCCAACCAGUCUAGUAAAAUGAUAUCUCGCAGAGGCCCAUGUAUGACGUUUUGAAAUAUGAAUGAUCUUGCACACAUUAUUUUUGUAAACAUUUCUUCUGAAAAUGUGUUUUUGUGAAAUAAACAAUUGUAAGAAAAAGGCCAGUA